Messenger RNA from Mesorhabditis belari, 708 nucleotides. Lineage: Eukaryota; Metazoa; Nematoda; Chromadorea; Rhabditida; Rhabditidae. The record is from the annotation of a GenBank genome assembly.
AUGUCCACACUAGAAGCGUAUGUGAAUGAACAAAAGAAGAAAGGCAAUCUCGGCACAUCAGCCUCGUUUUCGUCGCUGGGAGAUUUGAGGAACAAAUUCUCGACAUCCAUCUCGAUUGGUCGAUUGUUUAACAGUGGCGAUGCUUCGGAUGCACAAUCUCUCGUCGACGAUGGCACCGGUGUGGGCCAAUUGUCGCAAGGAAAGAAUAGGAAAAACGGUGGUGGAAUGUUCUCGUGGUUUUCGUCGGCCGACGAGGGCAUGUGCGGGCUGAGUCGAAUGCAGCGAAUGGUCGCCUUCAUUUUUUCGCUUCUCGGCGCCGGAAUUUGCUUUAUUACGGCCGCCGUUUUGAUUCCAGUGAUCGUUUUGCCGUCGAACACACGCAAAUUCGCCGCACUUAACUCGUUGGGCUCAGUGAUGCUUAUUUUAAGUUUCGCCUUCUUGUGGGGUCCAUAUGCCUAUUUCACACAUAUUCUCUCUCCGCAAAGACGUCUCGUCACUGUCGCCUAUUUCUCGGCGCUCUUCGCCACUCUUUAUUCGUCACUAAUGCUCAAGAGCUUCAUUUUCACAUUCAUCGCAGCCAUCUUUCAAACCUGCACAUUAGUCUGGUUCGUUCUCUCGUAUGUGCCGGGCGGUGAGCGUGGUCUUCGAUGGAUCACUUCAAUCUUCACCGGUUUCAUCACCACUCGAUCGGCCACCGUUCUACCGAUU